This is a messenger RNA of Chaetomium strumarium, 1089 nucleotides long. Its product is annotated as semialdehyde dehydrogenase. Bases 1 to 1089 code for a protein of 362 amino acids. The record is from RefSeq and is a predicted model, not a curated record. The transcript is spliced from 3 exons. Gene Ontology annotation, biological process: L-threonine biosynthetic process. Gene Ontology annotation, molecular function: NADP binding; NAD binding; aspartate-semialdehyde dehydrogenase (NADP+) activity. NCBI's taxonomy places the organism in Eukaryota, Fungi, Ascomycota, Sordariomycetes, Sordariales, Chaetomiaceae.
AUGCCUCAAUUACCAACAAAGAACUGCGGCGUCUUGGGCUGCACCGGCUCGGUCGGCCAGCGCUUCAUCCUCCUGCUCCAGCAACACCCGUCCCUGCGCCUCGUUGCCGUUGGCGCCUCCUCGCGAUCGGCCGGCAAGAAGUAUCGCGACGCCGUGCGGUGGAAGCAGUCCAGCCCAAUUUCGCCCGAGGUCGGCGACCUAGUCGUGCGCGAGUGCAAGGCGAGCGAGUUCUCCGACUGCGACAUUGUCUUCAGCGGGCUCGACAGUGACGUCGCCGGCGAGAUCGAGAAAGAAUUCCAACAGGCGAAUCUGGCCGUAUUCUCCAAUGCGAAGAACUACCGCCGCGACCCGCUCGUACCGCUCGUCGUGCCCACCGUCAACCUUGACCACCUCAACUUGAUCCCGCAUCAGCGCAAGACGCACGGCCUGGAGAAGGGCUUCCUGGUGUGCAACAGCAACUGCGCCGUCAUCGGCCUGGUUAUUCCCUUCGCCGCGCUGCAGGCGCGCUUCGGCAAAAUCGACACCGUCUCGGUCGUAACGAUGCAGGCCGUGUCCGGCGCAGGGUACCCUGGCGUGAGCAGCAUGGACAUUAUGGACAACGUGGUGCCCUUCAUCUCGGGCGAAGAGGACAAGCUCGAGACGGAGGCGCAGAAGAUUCUGGGCAGCAUCAACGCUGAUGCGACCGCCUUCGAGGAGCAGAAGACGCUUCGGGUGUCAGCCGCAUGCAACCGCGUGCCAGUCAUGGACGGUCACACAGCAUGCGUGUCACUGCGCUUUGCCCAGCGGCCACCGCCAACGGCCGAGCAGGUCAAAGAGGCCAUGCGCAGCUACGUGUCCGAGGCGCAGCGGUUGGGUUGCCCUUCGGCGCCUGAGCCGCCCAUCAGGGUGUUUGACGAGCCUGACCGGCCGCAGCCCCGACUCGAUCGUGACCUGUCCAAGGGCUACACCGUAAGUGUCGGUCGUGUCCGGGAGGAUGAGAGCGGUAUCUUCGAUAUCAAGUUUGUCGCUCUGAGCCAUAACACCGUCAUCGGCGCUGCCGGCUCAUCCAUUCUAAAUGCCGAAGCCGCCGUCCUCAAGGGCUUUGUCUAA